Molecule: messenger RNA, 2345 nt
Organism: Oncorhynchus kisutch (coho salmon)
Lineage: Eukaryota; Metazoa; Chordata; Actinopteri; Salmoniformes; Salmonidae
Gene: aifm4
Product: apoptosis inducing factor mitochondria associated 4
Exons: 20
Coding region: 504-2123 (539 amino acids)
Cellular component (GO): cytoplasm
Molecular function (GO): oxidoreductase activity, acting on NAD(P)H; 2 iron, 2 sulfur cluster binding
Source: RefSeq, a predicted model, not a curated record
ACAACAGGAUACAUAUGUUUUCAUUACAGCUGCACCAUCUCGCUGCGUCAGUAACAGUUAUUGCCAAAAUACUCAUAACAAGGUCACCAUAGCAAGUAGAUUGUAACGUAUGGAAACGGAGCAACGAUACAUUUCGACAGGCGCAGCCUCCCUCUCCUUCAUCGUCUGUUGGGUUGAGCUGGUACAGUAGUCUACUGUCGUAUGAUGAAAACAAGACAUCGUGACCGGAACACCCGAGAUGAUCAUACGACUCAAAUGCAGCUUAUUGAAAGAAGUGGCCGUACCCAACAUCGACUUUUGCCAGGAUCGAUAUAACAGUAGUUCGAAGGCAGAGAUAGGACAGGAUAGUCUUUAUUAUGAAUGUUAAAAUGACUGUACUUUUGAGUUCACAGUUGUCUUGAAAGCACCAUAAAUCCAGAGAAUGACAGAUUUGAUGACAAAAUUUGCCCACAAGAAGGACGCAGCGCCACCUUCCUGCUCAACUGAGCACAUCAUAACAAGAUAUGAGUCAAGGCCAGGGUCAAGCUCCUACAGGUCAGGACCAAGAUCAGGUCACUGGGAUGGUGUGUCUGGAGUCUGAGCUGCAAGAUGGACAGAUGAAGGAGGUGGAGGUGGAUGAGCAGAAGAUUCUAUUGGUCCGUACCCAGGGCUUGUACAGUGCUGUAGGGAGCAAAUGUUCCCACUAUGGCGCUCCUCUAAUCAAAGGUGCCUUAGUCGGGGACAGAGUGAGAUGUCCCUUUCAUGGUGCAUGCUUCAACAUCAAGACUGGAGAUAUUGAGGAGUAUCCUGGCCUGGACUGUUUGCCUAGUUAUAAGGUCAAAGUUGAAGAUGGUAAAGUCUAUGUGUCAGUAAACGAAAAGUCUCUGAAGGUGUACAAGCGGGUGAAGGAUAUGAGCUGCAGAGUGUCAGGGGUCAGGCACACCAUCCUGCUGAUAGGAGGAGGACCUGCCUCUUUGCUGUGUGCCGAGACUCUGCGACAGAACCGCUACGAAGGUCGAAUCGUCAUGGUGACCAGGGACACCCUGCCACCCAUUGACAAGCCCAAGCUCAGUAAGGCAAUGCAUUUGGAGAGUGCUAGCCUCCUCCUUCGGCCAACUGACUUCUUCCAGCAGUAUGACAUAGAGCUGUGGACGCAAAAGGAGGCAGUAUCUGUGAACCCAGUGGAGAAGACAGUGAAGCUGAAUGACGGCUCCUUGCAUUACUAUGACCAGCUGCUCAUAUCAACAGGCUGCAGGGCGAGGCCUCUGAGCUGUCCUGGCUCUGAGUUGGAGGGAGUGAGGAUACUGCAGAGCUACGAGGACGCCAAGGAGAUCCACCAAUCCUGUGUGGGAAAGAAGGCUGUGGUCGUUGGAGCCUCCUUCAUAGGUAUGGAGGUGGCAUCCUACUUGGCAGACAAAGCUGCCAGUGUGGCGAUGGUUGGCAACGGCUCAUAUCCCUUUGAGAGGUCCCUGGGCCCAGAGAUUGGGAAGAUGACAAUGCAGAUGUUGGAGGAGAGCAAAGUCAAGUUCUACAUGAACGACGGAGUGGUGGAGAUCAGAGGGGAGAAUGGCAAGGUGAAAGAGGUUGUUCUGAAAAGUGGUGCGGUCGUGGAAACGGAUGUGGUGAUAGCAGGGAUCGGUGUCAUCCCUAACUCUGACUUCCUGAAGGAAAGCCAGGUGGAGGUGGAUUCUAGAAAGGCUGUCAUCAUUGAUAAGUUCAUGAGGACCAACAUUCCAAAUGUUUUUGGAGCAGGAGACGUGACGUCCUUCCCUCUCACCAUACGGAAAGAUCAGAGGGUCAACAUUGGACAUUGGCAGUUGGCAUCAGCUCACGGAAGGGUUGCAGCACUGAAUAUGUUACAGAAGCAGAUUAAGAUCGAUUCUGUUCCUUUCUUCUGGACAGUGCUGCUAGGGAAGAGUGUCCGCUACACAGGCUACGGUGAAGGAUACACAGAGAUCAUAUUCAAGGGCAAAGUUGAGGAGAGGAAGUUCCUAGCUUUCUAUAUCAAGGAUGAUCAGGUGGUGGCAGCAGCCAGUCUGAUGUUUGACCCUGCUGUCGCUCGACUGGCAGAGAUGAUGUCAAACGGAUUAGUCAUAACCAAGGCCCAGGCACAAUCUGAUGACCUCAGUUGGUUGAAAAUGUAAACCUCCUCUUCCUGCAACACUCCAUGGUCAACGCCCAGUCCGACGGUACCUCCUUUAACCCUCAAAUCAAUGGAUAUAAAAAAAACUAAAAUGUUCUUACUCUUCUCUCUAAUAAAAAGCCAUAUGGUCUCAGGAUUAUGUUUGCUGAUCGAAAACUACUGGGUGUUUUGUGUAAUCUGUAGUGUUUUAAAUCUUUUUAGGAAUAAAAGGACUAAUCUAUGA